UGAAUACAUUUGCAUAUGCCUUCCUGGGACCAGAGUUCGCCAUCACGGGCCCGUCUUGUAGAAUACUUUUUAGGCAACUGGGCCACCGUAGUUACUUUGCCGACGGAAAGUGGUGAACGUGUGGUAUCUAGCUAGCUAACUACUUGAACAGGUCAGCAGAUGGCAUCAGCAAUGAUCUCCGUCCACACCACAGCUUCUCGCUUUGCCCUGCUUCAGGUUGACUCUGAUUCGGACUCCGAUUUGGAGUCAGGAAAGACCAGAGGUGGCCGGGACUCUGGAAAGGGUCGGCCUGGGAAGGCAACCGAGGGGAAAUCCACCGCGAGCAAUGGCAAGAAGGAGAAGAGGAAGAAGAAGCGAGAGCAGCAACAGAGCGAGGCCAAUGAGUUAAGGAGUCUUGCCUUUAAGAAGCUCCCUCAGAAGUCCUCUGCCCCGCCCCCCUCCCUGUCUCUGCAGGGUGUGGCCAAUGAGCUACUCCAUCCCGCAGCAGGGGACCAAUCCAUGCCCCCGGAAGGCUGGCAGCAAUGGAAACAGAGAGACUACCAGUUAACGAGUGAGCUGUAUGAGGCAGACCUGGAGAAGGCACUGAUUAUGAGUAAACUGGAGUUUGAGGAGCACAAACAGGAUGAUGACGGAACAGAUACUCCCUCUCCCAAGUCCAGAGGAGGAGGAGGAGGAGCAGCGGCAGGGAAGAAAGAUAAGAAGAAGAGCCAGCAGGGAAAAGACAAGAAGAUGACAGUGUCUCUGAAGGAUUUCCAGGCAGAGGGGGAUCAGCUUAGUAAGAAGCAGGAGAAAGAGGAGACCAAACUGCCCACACCUCCAGAAGACAAGUUCUUCAACAAGCUUGAGGAUGACGUUAGCAAAAUCGUACAGCAGGAAAAAAGACGGGAGCAGUUUUCUAACAGCACUGACGCCGAGGUCACGACUUCAACAGAGCAUGAACCGGACCCCCGAACUGAGCAGCUAAAGGACGACUUGGAGAAGAAAGACCAAGAAAUCGAGAAGUUAAAGAAGGUCAUUUCACAAUGGGAGGUGAAGUACAAAGAAGUGAAAGCCAGAAACUCCCAGCUCCUGAAGAUGUUGCAGCAGGGAGAGAUGAAAGAUAAAGCAGAGAUCCUAUUGCAGGUGGAAGAGCUUCUAAAUAUCAAAGAGGAGCUGUCUUCACAGGUGACAUCACUACAUGGCUCACUUGAACAGGAGAAGUCGAAAGUGAAAGGUUUGCAAACAGAUCAGCCAAAACACCAUCAGGGAAACAGGAAGGGGAAAAAGGGUUCAGAGUCUGAUCUAUGAAGACUGCAGAGGGAAGAACAUUGACUGCAAAAUACAACGAAGCAAAGCACUCCUAUUCUUCAGGGUCUAUUUGUUUGUAUGGUUACUCUCUACUCUCUGUCUUCAUGCACUACGCAUGCCUUGUAUACCACAUACACCAACUCCUGGAUGUGCCGCACUGCAGAAGUUAUUAAAAGGCUUGUAAAUGAAGGCUGUAUUUUUUUUCUUUUGACUGACAUUGCAGCUACUCUUUUUGUUCUGGUCUGCUCCCCGCCUUCUCUUGGGGUGAUGCCAAAUGACAGGUGUGAUUUUUAUUUUUUUUCACUGCAAGUUAAAUAAACUACUUUUUCAGUGUAAAA
This is a messenger RNA of Oncorhynchus kisutch (coho salmon), 1625 nucleotides long. Its product is annotated as G kinase-anchoring protein 1-like. The record is from RefSeq and is a predicted model, not a curated record. The coding region runs from base 160 to 1287 and encodes 375 amino acids. NCBI's taxonomy places the organism in Eukaryota, Metazoa, Chordata, Actinopteri, Salmoniformes, Salmonidae. Gene Ontology annotation, biological process: signal transduction. The transcript has 12 exons. Gene Ontology annotation, cellular component: Golgi apparatus.